Messenger RNA from Histoplasma capsulatum G186AR, 531 nucleotides. RefSeq lists its product as uncharacterized. The transcript has 3 exons. NCBI's taxonomy places the organism in Eukaryota, Fungi, Ascomycota, Eurotiomycetes, Onygenales, Ajellomycetaceae. The coding region runs from base 1 to 531 and encodes 176 amino acids. The record is from RefSeq and is a predicted model, not a curated record.
AUGCCCACUUCCCCAGCUAUUACGGGUCUAAAAAAUCGCAAUCGAUCGAAUAUACAAAUGAAUGACGAUCGACGCGCCUUGUUUGUUACCUCGCUCGUGCAGAUGGCGGUGAUCUGCGCUUCUAGGUCUGUAUCUCUGGAGCACGAGGAGAUCCCGCACCCCGGGCAUAUAAAUACGGCUUCCAACCCCUUUCCUCCGGGAGGAAGCAUCAAAACUAUCCCUCAAUCCAAUAUUUCGUACAUCGCGGCUCAGUUAUACCAUCUACUUCUAGCUUCACAUCCCUUCAGUAACCAUGAAGUUCACCCUCCUCGCUACUCUUGGCCUCAUCGGCACUGUGUUUGCCCUGGUAUGAAUAUAUCAGACCCUUAUGUCCAUAAUUCCUAUUACCCCCAACAACGCAAGCUGACUUCUUUCAAGAUCCCUAAUGGAGGGAAAUGCAAACAAGAUGGGAGCACGGGCUACUGCGAGAGCGGAUACUGCGAGCAACUUCCAAAGGAGGAAACCGGCGUAUGCAAGGACCUGAAGCGCUGA